AUGAACGGGGAGAAGGAUCUUGACCUGCGGGCAAACGAGGAGCGUAUCAAGCUGCUGCUGCGGGACCAGGAGCAGCUGCAGAAAAAGUUAGCAGGGAGGGAGCCUCUGAGCCGCAUCAAUUUGAAGGAGGAGUACGACGCGCUGAAGAGCUUUGUGGACGGCUCUCUUAAGCCGCAGAUAUCGCGGCUGAAGCGGAUGAACGGGGAGAAGGAUCUUGACCUGCGGGCAAACGAGGAGCGUAUCAAGCUGCUGCUGCGGGACCAGGAGCAGCUGCAGAAAAAGUUAGCAGGGAGGGAGCCUCUG
This is a messenger RNA of Trypanosoma rangeli, 303 nucleotides long. RefSeq lists its product as uncharacterized. Lineage: Eukaryota; Euglenozoa; Kinetoplastea; Trypanosomatida; Trypanosomatidae. The record is from RefSeq and is a predicted model, not a curated record. The annotation marks the transcript as partial. The transcript has a single exon.